Molecule: messenger RNA, 2619 nt
Organism: Daldinia decipiens
Lineage: Eukaryota; Fungi; Ascomycota; Sordariomycetes; Xylariales; Hypoxylaceae
Product: fungal-specific transcription factor domain-containing protein
Exons: 7
Coding region: 1-2619 (872 amino acids)
Biological process (GO): regulation of DNA-templated transcription; DNA-templated transcription
Cellular component (GO): nucleus
Molecular function (GO): zinc ion binding; DNA-binding transcription factor activity, RNA polymerase II-specific; DNA binding
Source: RefSeq, a predicted model, not a curated record
AUGUCGACUUCGACUGGGGAAGCCCCUGGCGCCGCAGUCAACGACUCUGGGUCUCAGGGAGGUACCGAUAACAGUCCAACCGCCGAUACGAGCCCGCCGGCGGCGUCUCAAAAUCAGAAUAAUGGCAACGUUCCCAGGCCGAAGCGGCUAGCGUGUAUGAUAUGUCGAAAACGCAAGCUCAGAUGCGACGGCGUAAAGCCGAGUUGUAGCACAUGUACGAGGUUAGGACACGCUUGCGCUUACGAUGAAGUGAGACGAAAGAGUGGCCCUAAAAGGGGAUACGUGAAGGCUCUAGAAGAGAGACUGAAACAGGUCGAGACGCUCCUGAAUAAAAACCAAGAGCCGCCUUUUACCGUCGGGGUUGAUACGGGCAAAACGCCAAACACCACCUUUGAACAACCGAAUCGCAAUCAACGAACCGUUCCGACGCCCAAUUUCAAUAUUCCAAACCCUCAAUUAAACAUCCCAAGGGAUCGUGAUAUGGACCAAUGGAAUUUCAAUGCCGAGUCACCACAACCCGCCGCCGGCUUAGAUGAAUUUAAUUUUGGCGGGAACUUGAACAUGGGCGGUAUGGACAGCAGUUUUACGUGGGAGAUGAUUGGUCUUGGACUAGAGGAACCUCUCCCGCCGCAGGAGAAGAUCGAUGAACUGCAUCAAAUAUACUUCGAUAAGAUCCAUCCAUCGUUGCCCAUGAUUCAUAAAUUCCGGUACCUAGCAGCAAUGAAUUUGGCUCCAAACCAACGACCUCCCGUUGCGCUGCGAUAUGCGAUCUGGACCCAGGCCUGCGCGGUAGCAGAUAAAUUCGCUGAUUUAAAAGACCUCUUUUACCAACGCGCUCGUAAGUAUAUUGAGGCAGAUUACGUCAAAGGCUAUGGCGAGCACAUGAUUUCAGUAGCUCAUGCUCAAACUCAUGUGCUACUUGCCUCAUAUGAAUUCAAGAUGAUGUACUUCCCAAGAGCAUGGAUGAGCACAGGCGCUGCUGUGCGCCUAUGUCAGAUGAUUGGACUGCACAGACUUGACGGAACGGGCCUUGAUGUGAAGCAAUGUCUACCGCCUCCUCGCGACUGGACGGAGCGUGAAGAGAGGCGAAGGACCUUUUGGAUGGCCUUCUCGCAGGACCGGUAUGCCAGUAUUGGUACCGGUUGGCCCAUGACGGUCGAUGAGCGAGAUAUCAUGACCAAUUUGCCAUCUUCGGAGGAGGCGUUCGAAAUGAGUCGACCGGAACAGACGCAAUCGCUUGCAGACUCAAUGUGCCCAGCUGGAGCCGCCAAGCUUUCAUCCUUUGGGGGUAUAGUAUUGAUGGCCUGUUUGUUUGGCCGCAAUCUAGUCCAUCUUCAUCGGCCAGAUGCCGACGACCGCGAUCACGACCUCAACGGGGAGUUCUGGAAACGCCAUAGGAAUAUGGACAACAUUCUGUUAAACACGUCCCUCUGUCUACCAACCCAUCUAAAACUUCCUACCGGGCUUUCUAAUCCCAAUAUCGUAUUUACUAAUAUGAACAUCUAUACUUCGACGAUAUGUCUUCACCAAGCGGCUAUCUUCAAGGCAGACCGGAAUAAACUCCCACCGUCUGUUAGUUCGGAAAGCAAAGUUCGAUGCAUCACGGCAGCGAAUGAGAUUGCUAGCAUCAUGAGAAUGGUAUCUCACUUAGACUUGUGUGCUAUGAAUCCGUUCAUAUCUUUCUGUUUAUACGUUGCUGCACGAGUAUUUGUUCAAUACCUAAAGAGUAGGCCGGACGACAGCCAGACAGCAGAUUCGCUACGGUUCCUCCUUGCUGCUAUGAAUGCAUUGAAGAGGAAGAACCCCUUAACUGAAUCAUUCUUGGUACAAUUAGAUGUCGAUCUAGAAGCUUUAGGAACGCGAAUACCUAAGCUCAAGUCUGCCUUCCCAAGGAGUGCGGAUAGCCCUGGCUCCGGAGUCAAACUCCCAAAGAUGCCUUAUCGAAAAAACGGUGCUGGAGAUGCUAACUGCCCAACAACGGAUCACGAGUCAGGAGGUGGUGGCCUUCUUGCUUAUCGCCAUGCAAACGUGGGAAACGAUAACCCGCUAAAUGCUUCUAAUAAUCAUCAAGCUGAAAACCGCCACCCGAUCAACGGUAGACAACUGGUGGAUGAGUUCGCGGGUCAAAACUGGCUUGGGAGUGAACAAAACUCGGCUACUCGCGACCAGAGUGCUAGUAAUAAUAAUUGCAACCACGCAACAAUUCCUCCCAUAAUGUUCCCAGGGUUCGUAGAAGGGGUUGGAAGCGAUUCAAACGAUAUAUCAGCAUCCUCGAACACCGACGGACCAUCAAAUAGACCAACACCGAACUCGAGUACCGCCUCGGAUAAUCGCCAGAGCACGACAGGGCCUGGUCAGAUGGCAAAUUCGAGCAGCAGGAGGUCUUUCGAUACCAAUCCUAUCGGAUCCCACCAGAAUCUAGGGUCGCAAGCCGAGAUGGACGCGACUACAGCUGCUUUCUUUCAAAUGGGGGGUGGUGGUACAGGCAUGACUCCAGACCAGGGCUUCACACUUCCAGAUAAUUGGGCUGGGCAAAAUGAUAUGACGCCAGUGACCGAUGGGGUUCUUCAACACCUAUUGGAUGUACGAAUGGACUUGGGAUGGGACUCUAACACAUAA